Messenger RNA from Anguilla rostrata (American eel), 1314 nucleotides. Its product is annotated as endonuclease domain-containing 1 protein-like. Lineage: Eukaryota; Metazoa; Chordata; Actinopteri; Anguilliformes; Anguillidae. The record is from RefSeq and is a predicted model, not a curated record. The transcript is spliced from 5 exons. Gene Ontology annotation, molecular function: metal ion binding; hydrolase activity; nucleic acid binding. The annotation marks the transcript as partial.
CAGCCAACUGCCGAAUUCAUUAGCUUCCGUGGGCAUAUUGUGAAUAAAGGUGUAUUGAAUUCACGAAGUUCCCUCUUGACGCCUGUCAUCAGGACCUCAUCCGAGCAUGAAUGGUGGAAUGAAAGUGACGGAGUUGUCACCGUGCUGGGGGUGCUGUUGGCUGCUUGGCCGGGACGGUGUAGCGUGGGUACUGUCCUGCCCCCAGACUGCAGCCGGUUCCUGUAUCAGGGCCGCGCCCCCACCGGGCUGGAGCACGCCAACUUGCUGUACAUCUGCCAGCGUCUGGCUGGGCAGCCGCGGUUCCUCACGCUGUACGACACGCUGAACCGCGUCCCCGUCUACUCCGCCUACCGCUUCAGACAGUCUGCCGGCCUCAAGCGCGCCGAUGCCGCCUGGAUGUACGAGCCUCAGCUGUCUGGUGUGUCGGGUUUGGGGGAGAUGCAGCCGAUCCCCCUGGAGGGCCUGCCGGACGGUGUUGAGGGGUCCCAGGCAGUGCUGGAGGACUACUCUAACAGCGUGGCGUUUGGGCGGGGGCAGCUGAACCCGGACGCGCACCAGGCUGACCCCUGGGACAAGGCGGCCACGUACACGCUCACCAACGUGGUGCCGCUGAACCGGACCUUCAGCACUGGGCCCUGGAGCCAGCAGGAGCACCGCGUCCGCAAACGGCUCAACAACUACUGCCGCGGCCCCGCCUACAUCGUUACCGGGGUGACCACCUCCGGCCGGGCCAUCCGGCGCCGCGUCGCCGUGCCGACCUACCUGUGGUCGGCGUACUGCUGCCCGGACUUCGACCGCAGCGCCCCCCCGGAGGAGCGGGCCAGGCUGCCGGCCUUCGCCGCUCGCGGGCGGAACCUUCCGGGAGGCUGCGUCUCUGAGCUCAGCCUGGCCCGUCUGCAGGACUUCCUCCGGACCUCCACCUGCGUGCACCAGAGCUUCCAGAUCUUUCAGCACGACUGCGUCCCGUCCCCCUCCCCCCUGAGCUAGCGCUGCCCCCUCCCCCCUCCCUGCGUCCUGUCCCCCUCCCUGCGUCCCAUCCCCGUCCCCCCUCCCCCGUCUGCGUCCCAUCCCCCUCCCCCCUCCACUAGCUGCUCCCCUCCCUGCGUCCCGUCGCCCUCACCCCUCCGUUAGCGCUGUCCCCCCCUCCGCUAGCCGCCCCCCCUCCCCCGGAUCUAGCUGUGCCCCUUUCCAGCUGAUAGAACUCUCAGACCCUAAAUAUCUUCUGUACUCCAGCUGUUAUGUAGUGAUGUUGGUUGUGUCUGUGUUUGUAGAGUGAUGGAUGUGCUUUUAAACUCAAUAAAAGUUCACUCUUAA